This is a messenger RNA of Colletotrichum karsti, 3072 nucleotides long. RefSeq names its product ddhd domain-containing protein. Lineage: Eukaryota; Fungi; Ascomycota; Sordariomycetes; Glomerellales; Glomerellaceae. Bases 1 to 3072 code for a protein of 1023 amino acids. Gene Ontology annotation, molecular function: glycerophospholipase activity; metal ion binding. Gene Ontology annotation, cellular component: cytoplasm. The transcript has 2 exons. The record is from RefSeq and is a predicted model, not a curated record.
AUGUCCUCCCCACCACAAAUCCAUACAUAUGGCCCCAAAUGCCGCCUCGCCCCGAUUGCUCAGCCGGUCUCCGUUGGCGCUAACGACGGUAUUCCUCCCAUCGCCGCGCAGUUUUUCUACUCUUCAAUCAUACCCAUCGAUGAUCCCUUGUCGCCCGGCACCUUGGCGGCGGCUUCGGAUGCGCGAAAUACACGGGGUCAAAUCCGCGCCUUCUCGCUGGGCGACAACAACGCUCUCGAGAAAGCCUGGCUCAGUCUCUUUUCCGCCGACGAUACCAAGGCUCACGAGCAGUUGGUGCGCAAUCACAGCUUGAGUUCCGAUGUUGAGAAAGGAAAUGCGAAAAAGUUGACUCUUCUUGUGCGCCACCUAGCCGCAAAACAUGGUCAGAAGCAUGGUGGCAUCUUCCAGGCGUCUGCCGCCGUCGGUGAAGCAGCAGACUUGCUGCCUGACACCCCGAUUGCAGUUUGUUGUCCCGACUUAUUCAUAGAUGUAUCCACCGAACUCCAGAAUACCUUCUGUGCGCUGGCCAGAAAGCAUCAGCCCUCGCUAAACCAGGACAAUGUUGUGCAAGAGGUGAUGAUGGAAUUGAGACGUCAAAUCGCAACAGCCGUCCCAUCCGAGGACGCGCGAUCCCCAUCCAGCAGCAUCGUCACGUCCCGAACCAGGGCAGAUUCAGCGCGGUCACGACAGAUGGGCAUUGUGGGUUCUUUCAGUCCUCGCCGAGAGGCCGCCAGUGAGCUGAGUCGACUUCACAAUGAGGGAGGCCUUCCUGGAGUUGAUACCAAAACAAGACCGAGGGCCGAAUCUCGCACGAGCGACCAGACGUCUCGUCCCUCAACCCCUGGCACCGCUACCUCAUAUCGACCGCCCACUUUGGAUGACGGUAUCUCAGGGAAGCCUUUCCUCAGAGCAGGAAUUCGGCAGAGACCACAGGACCCUUUUGCCGCAUCCUAUACCCCCAAAGAGAUGACAAACUCAAGCAACACGGAUGAUCGUGGCGCGCGACCUUCAGCCAAGCCACAACAGCCUGCAAGAUCCAGAGUAGAUGCAGCUCAGACCGCAAUUUCGAGCGACGAAAGCUAUAGAAGGCAAGCUGUCGACGUCGUUGUCGGCGUAUCUAGGUUGCAUAUGGUGUCCGUUCCGGCGCUGCAGAUGAAACCCAUAUACUGGUCUCCCGUAAAUGACAUCGCCGUGGUGCUCCGCGCCACUUGGUUCUACAGGGACACGAUGCUUCCCAUUCCUCCAGCAGUGGCAAACCAACUGGAGUCCGGAUACCGCGAGCUGCAGCCACACACCGAAACCUGGAGCGACGAGCUUCGAUGUGCCAUCGAGGUCGGCCCUCCUGGUGAGGAGAAAGUGUCUCAUCGCCUGUGGCCUGAAGACGCAGACUACGCGAGUGAAGGCGAUAUGCAGACCAUCUCGGACCCUCGGAUAUCGACCGAUCCCUUUUGUGCUGCGAGUUGUUUCCACGGAGAGGCAGCCUCGGAAGGGUCCGUAGAACCAAAGCCCGCGACAGCAUCUCAACAUAAAAGUUACGCCAGCUACCAUGUCAUUUAUAAGAAUGCUUCGCAGGCCUUUCUUUUGAAACCCAGCCUGAAGCCAUCUGCCUACUACGGAAGAAGACCUGUCGCCAAAAUCAUGAAAGGUAUGACGAUUGGUAUCCCCGUCGUCCGUGGUUUCGAUCGAAAACUGUGGGAACGCCUGCACGAUAAGAGGACUGGCCGUGAAACGACUCAUCAAGCAGCUUCGUCCGCCGGUGAAGCUCUCGUGGCUGCCAGGCAGGAUGAGUGCGAAGCCUGCCAUUCAGAAAAGGAACGAGGCCAGGUCACUGACCUCGUCAUGGUCGUUCACGGCAUUGGGCAGAAGUUUGCAGAGAGGGUCGAAAGUUUCCAUUUCACUCACGCCAUCAACGCUUUCCGCCGAGAAGUGAACUUGGAGCUAGGCAACCCGGCAGUCAAAGGGGUUUUGAGAGAGGACCAGAACGGGAUCAUGGUACUUCCGAUCAACUGGCGCCACACGUUAUCAUUCGAGGACGGUGGUCCGAUGACAGAAGAAGACAAAGCUACCCAUGUCCCUGACGGAUUCAACCUCAAGGACAUCGAACCCAGUAGCAUUCCGGCCGUGAGAAGUAUGAUUUCGGAUGUCAUGUUUGACAUUCCAUUCUACAUGUCCCACCACAAGGGUAAGAUGAUCAAUGCCCUUGUCACAGAGGCCAACCGUGUCUACAGGCUUUGGUGUCGAAACAAUCCUGGCUUUGCUGAGAAGGGUCGCAUUCACCUAAUCGGACACUCCCUUGGCAGUGCUAUGGCCAUCGAGAUCCUGUCUCGGCAACCCACACGCGUCCCUCGACUGGACUUGACAACUAAUCUCCCGCAUGUCGACUUUUUCGAGUUUGACACAAACAACCUUUUCCUGGUCGGAAGCCCGGCAGGCUUUUUCAUGCUGCUCGAAAGAGGCAUGCUACAACCUCGUCGCGGCCGAGGCAAACCCGGUGCUGACCCCAGCGAUGUACAUGCACCGGACGUGACAGGGCAGGCUGGGCGUUUCGGCUGCAUUGCCGUGGACAACAUUUACAACGUGCUAGCCAAAGAGGAUCCCAUUGCGUACUUGCUGAACGGCACCAUCGAUCCGGUAUACGCGGCCAGCCUCAGGGUCGCUUACGUCCCGACGAGUGGCACUUCGAUCUUCAAAUCAAUGGGCAACGCUGUGCGAAGCCUCGUUCCGGGUACGGCGCCAACCCCAGCAAGUAUCGAUUCUGCUUCUGCACCAAAGCCAUCCGUCACUCGCCUGCCAUCGCAACUCGAGCUCGAAGUCCACGACUUUACGCGAGAAGAGAUCGCCGAAAGGAAGGCGUAUCUGCUCAACGACAACGGCCAAAUCGACUACUAUCUGAAAUACGGCGGAGGGCCCCUAGAAAUUCAGUAUCUUAACAUGCUGAGCGCACACACAUGCUACUGGACGAGCCAGGAUUUCAUUCGCAUGCUGUGUGUGGAGGUUGGCAGAAAACCGGGUAAACAAAACACGAUACCUGCGAUGAGGGCUCAGAAGGCAACCAAAAGAGUUAUCGGAUAG